Molecule: messenger RNA, 942 nt
Organism: Botrytis porri
Lineage: Eukaryota; Fungi; Ascomycota; Leotiomycetes; Helotiales; Sclerotiniaceae
Exons: 4
Coding region: 1-942 (313 amino acids)
Source: RefSeq, a predicted model, not a curated record
AUGAGGUUCUCGACAAUAUAUGCUGUUACUACAGCUCUCAGCGCAUCAACUGGGCUGGCGUCACCUCUUGUUGAUGAGAAACGCGAUCUAGUUUGCCUAGCUCAAACUAUUAUCAUCAAUAUCAUUACCUUGAAUCGCGGUGAAGCAUUCUGCUCAGCCUAUCUUGGGAUCCAAAUUUCAACUAUCCUCACGACAACCACUAAGACUCAAACUUUGACUCCUGUCAGAAUCAACGUGAAGAGAUCACCAGAGCCACUGCUUAAUGAUGGACAACUUGGCGCUCGAGACCUGCCGUCAAUCCCUCCAUAUUUAAGCAUAUUCGCAGCUUCUAAGAUAUCAUCUGCCUGCAGUUGUCUGUCAUUGCCGACUCCCACCACCACAGUAACAUCCACCGUACAACAAACGAGCACCGCGACUUCCACGCCAUCCGCGGUCACCUUUCAGAUUCAAACACCCACUUUUGUCACAGUAACAAAAACAGCUAUCAAUACGAUCACUGAAGUACAAAAGCUGACCAACACCAUAUCUACCACCACAACUGCGACCACAACUACUACUGUGAUUGUCACAGAAACACCAGUUCCAAAUUACUGCGACCAAAUGCCAAUUCCCGGUCCAUACUCCAAAAAUAUAGAUGGAUCAGCCUUUGACAUCACGUAUGUCGAAGAUUCAACAAAGGCGGAUUGUUGUAGGAUCUGCUGGGCAACAGAUGAUUGUGUCGGGUUUUCCUUCCAGAGUUCCGACCCGAACGAAGUGUCAGCUUGUUACUAUAUUAAAGGCAUUGGGCCUGCUGUAUCAGGUGUUUCGAAUCCACCACCUAACUGCCCCUCUGGCGUUGAAGCCCAGGAACAAUUUAAUCUUGAAAACACAGACUGCUUUUUUAGUGUUAACUCUAUUGGACCUUGCGAUCUUGCGGGUGUGCAGUAUAUUAGUGGGGGCUAG